AUGCUCCUGCAAGGGUCUUCUGGGUGUGUUAGAGGGGAGGUGGUCAGUGCUUUAGCCUCACUGCUUCAGCGUGAUCAUUCUCAUGUGCAGCAGGCUGUGGACAAGCUGGUAUCAGAGCUGCAUCAGGACCAGAACGGACUAGUCAGGACCAUGGUGAAUGACCCUGCAUGCGAGGACUACAUACGGACUCUUUGUGAUUUACUCAGAACAUCAGACGUGCGGCUAUGCAGCAACACUGUUUAUAUCUUGGGCUCACUGGCUGAAAAUAAGUUGGGAGCAAAGCAUCUUCUAACAAUGCUCCGAAGGCCUAAUUCUGAAAUUAAGCAUCUUCUUGGCACACUCGGUUCACUGCUGAAAUGGGAUGAUGCUGAAGCAGUUAUGAAUGCAGCAGGAACACUAGGUACUCUGGCUGAAACAAGCGAAGGACGUGAGUGGCUGUUGAAUGACCAUAAUGUGGACAGUAUUUUGGAAAAUGUAACAGCGCUGUUGGCUUCAACCAGCAGCUGGACUGCUAGCAAUGCUGCCCUGGUACUGGCAAGGGUGACAAUCUCUGAGUCUGGUUGUAGGACACUUCUGGGGCACCCCAACUCUGAAAAUACCUUGCGCAAGCUGAUUAAUUCACUCAGAGUGGAUGAAGCAGGCUGUGGGAUGAAUGCAGCUUUUGCCUUAGGUCGCCUGUGUGACACAGAUAUUGGCCGAAGACGAAUACUUGCUCUAUCAGAGGCAUCAAAUCUGAUUUCUGCCUUGGAAAAUAUGAUUGCUGGUGGAGAUGCAGGCGGGAGCAGGAAUGCUUGUUUUGCCCUCAGUUGUCUGGCAGCGGAUAGGCAUGGCCACAGGCAUGUUAUGCAGAGUGCUGUGCUGCCAACGCUACUGAAUACCCUCUGCCACUUGCUACAGGCCGAAGACGCUGAAUCCAUCUGGUUUGCUGCAAUGACAAUCCGAGUGUUGUGCUGUCAGCCACAAGGUGUGGUGAAGCUCAGAGAUGUCCCUGGAUUGGAAGCUCUUCUAAAGAAGUUGGCUACUUCUGCGUCUGUUGGGAAAGAAGUUUUGGAAGAAGUGAACCUUUCUCUAAAGAAACUUCAGCGUCUAUGCAAACCUAAGCCCCCACAAGCUGAAGAGUUGAAUACUGGUUCCAUCAAAGUAAUUUGGGAGGAAGUCAAACCAGAGAGUGAUCUAGACGUCACUUACAGCCUUCAUGAUGGCACAGACCUUUUGUACACAGGACCACUCCUCACCUACACAGUCACGGAUGCAAAGUUAGGUGUGGAAUAUCUCUUCAGACUUGGUGUUUCUACUGAGGGUGACAACAGUCCUCUGAGUGAUCCCACUUGUGUAACUAUAGAGAGAUCACUGCCCAGCUGUCCACUAGAUUUCAGAGUCUUAGGCUGUACAACAACACAAAUAAAACUGGGUUGGAGCCCUCCAGAAGAAUCUAAUACGACAAUCAAGUGUUACAACCUCUAUAAAGGAGAGACUCUUGUCGAUUCAACUUCUGAGAUGAGUUAUAUAAUGACCAGCCUCACACCAUUAACAGUUUACACUUUUCACGUCUGUGCAUGCACAAGCCAAGGAAGGGGAGAGAAAGCUUCUCUUGUAACUCAGACUGCUGACCCAGGAAAUCAUGCCCCUAGCAAGCUGACUGUUAAUGUGCUUGGGCGAAGUGAGAUCUUCAUUACCUGGGAUGUUCCACAUGUGCCUUUGGGGCGCUUCUUCAACUAUGAGCUUACAAUGAAUGGGAAGGUAAUUUAUUUAGGCACAGAGCGUGCCUUCACUGUCAGGUGGCUGUCUGCAAAUACAGAGUAUACAUUUGUAGUAAGUGCCAUUACCAGUGAGGGAAAAUUUGAAAGCAAGACAGUGACAAAGAGAACUGCAAAGGAUGAAUAUGAAAACAAAUCCAAGUAAGAUGUUUUAUUGUUUUUUUGUAUGAAUUUGUGCUCAUGUGCAUUUAUUUCUUUGCUGAAAUGUAACAAAUAUUAUUGCAUGAUUAAAAAAAAAAAAAAAAAAGACGACAGAAAGCAUGAUCCAGUGUGUGUCCUAUAACAAACUAAAUC
This is a messenger RNA of Protopterus annectens (West African lungfish), 2051 nucleotides long. RefSeq lists its product as uncharacterized. The coding region runs from base 1 to 1902 and encodes 633 amino acids. NCBI's taxonomy places the organism in Eukaryota, Metazoa, Chordata, Ceratodontiformes, Protopteridae. The record is from RefSeq and is a predicted model, not a curated record. Gene Ontology annotation, molecular function: protein binding. The transcript has 8 exons.